This is a messenger RNA of Hevea brasiliensis (rubber tree), 688 nucleotides long. Its product is annotated as protein CHLORORESPIRATORY REDUCTION 42, chloroplastic. The record is from RefSeq and is a predicted model, not a curated record. The coding region runs from base 91 to 486 and encodes 131 amino acids. Lineage: Eukaryota; Viridiplantae; Streptophyta; Magnoliopsida; Malpighiales; Euphorbiaceae. The transcript has 2 exons. Gene Ontology annotation, biological process: NADH dehydrogenase complex (plastoquinone) assembly.
CCAAAAAGAAGUAAAAAUUUAUCUAUACGCGCCACGUCCUCUGAACCAUACAAAUUUUAUCCCAUUUAACAAACACCAACCUCACUUCUCAUGGCAUUUUCUGUGUCGUCCAUCUUCACAUUUCCAGGCCAGAAACUCCAUCACUCAGUCUUGCAAUUCACCAACUCUAAUUCUGGGAAUCCAAGCUUCAAUUGGAACCUCAGUACUAAAUGUGAAUCCAAAGAAUCAUCAUCAUCAGAGACAAGUCUGCCAGCAAAAAUCACAAAACUUGACAUAGGAUCUCCUAUUGUCGUUACCGAGGCUCCCAAAAUGAUCAAGACUGCUGCGUCGAUGCCAUGCCUCAGAGUUAAUUCUGGGUUAGUGAAGCCUGGUGAUGUGGGAAGAAUUGUGUCACGAAAGCCUAAGGAUGUGUGGGCAGUUCGUCUCAGCAUUGGAACCUAUCUCAUAGAUGGCAAAUAUUUCAAGCCCUUGGAGCUUGAUGAAUGAAUAAUGAUGAUUGAAAACUUUUAUUGCUGUUCAUCGGUGGUAUUGAGAGUUAAGACCUUCAAUUAUAUUAUUAAUUAGAUUCAAGCUUAUAGGCAAUAAUAUCUUACAACUCAAGUUAUCUUUUCCUCUUUAUUCAUAUUCUCUUAAUUUUUUUGGUUAUUUUCUUAGGAUUUACCAUGAAUUUUGAACCAUUUCUGAUCUA